Molecule: messenger RNA, 1044 nt
Organism: Verticillium alfalfae VaMs.102
Lineage: Eukaryota; Fungi; Ascomycota; Sordariomycetes; Glomerellales; Plectosphaerellaceae
Product: dihydroflavonol-4-reductase
Exons: 2
Coding region: 1-1044 (347 amino acids)
Molecular function (GO): oxidoreductase activity, acting on the CH-OH group of donors, NAD or NADP as acceptor
Source: RefSeq, a predicted model, not a curated record
AUGUCGUUAUCUCUCGUUACUGGAGGCACAGGCUUCGUCGGCCUCUAUCUGGUCAAACUCCUCCUCGAGCGAGGCCAUCGUGUUCACACCACCGUCCGCUCUCUCAGAAACAAGGCAAAAUGCAAACCGCUGCUUGACCUUCAAAACCAGUUUCCCGAUAGCCUUCACCUGUUCGAGGCCGAUCUUAUGACGACAGACUCUUUUACUCAGGCCAUGCAGGGCUGCCAAGUUGUUUAUCACGUCGCUUCGCCCUUCCUCGUGCCCGACCAGAUCAAGGACGGCUUUAAGGACUGCGUCGAGCCAGCACUACAAGGGACCAAAAAUGUGUUGAAAUCUGUCAAUGGUACAGAAAGUGUUAGGCGUGUAGUCCUCACCUCAUCCGUUUCCGCAAUGUUCGGUGACAAUGCCGAUGUGAUGAAGACACCGAACAAAACCCUCGACGAGUCGUGCUGGAAUCAGAGCAGCAGCGUCACGCACUAUCCCUACGCUUAUUCUAAGGCGGUAGCUGAGCGGGAGGCUUGGAAGAUGCACGACGCCCAGUGCCGCUGGUCUCUCGUCGUCAUCAAUCCAGGCCUGAUCGUAGGCCCAUCCCUGACACCCGAGUCCAUCUCGGGCAGCCUUCACAUGCUCGAGGCCAUGUAUAAAGGCGACAAUCGCAUGGGCGUCGCUGAUCUGUCCUAUCCUGUCGCCGAUGUGCGGGACGUCGCCGAAGCUCAUGUCAAGGUCGGUGAAGACGAAUCGCGGAACGGUCGCUUCAUCAUCUCGGGUGACCGCACGAUCUCGCUGCUUGAGAUGGCUGGUUUUGUGCGACCGGUGCAUAGGGACCCCAAGGCACUACCGAGCCGCAACCUUCCUAGGCUAAUGGUGUAUGCUGUCGGGCCCUUCAUCGGGAUUUCAAAAAAGUGGUCGACCGCCAACCUUAGCAUUCCGUUCAAAGUUGAUAACUGCAAGAGCAUCCAGGAGCUCGGCCUUAAGUACCGUCCGGUUAGCGAUAGCUUUCAAGCGCACUACCGGUCCUGGGAAGCAGCGAACCCUCGGCAUUGA